Molecule: messenger RNA, 2345 nt
Organism: Poecilia latipinna (sailfin molly)
Lineage: Eukaryota; Metazoa; Chordata; Actinopteri; Cyprinodontiformes; Poeciliidae
Exons: 16
Coding region: 139-2070 (643 amino acids)
Biological process (GO): regulation of GTPase activity
Molecular function (GO): GTPase activator activity; small GTPase binding
Source: RefSeq, a predicted model, not a curated record
GUGACGUAGGAUUAGGGGCGUUCUCAAAUUUGAAUUUCGUUGAGCUUGACAGUAGUUGAACAAAGCGAGUCGUUUAGGAAUUUCCUUAAUCACGCUAUUUUAUCAAAACUUAGUAGAUUGAAAAAAGAGAGUGAAAAAAUGAGAAGAAGAAGCAGCAGUAGCGCCAGCUGGAGAAACCCAACAGAUAAAAGGCGCAGUGAGAGUGAACGUUUUGAUGAAUUCGGCUUUGCUUUCACCAACAGAAGGGAGCAAAAACUUCACCACAGAUGUCACGAUUACAGCUACCCCCAGCUGAGCUCGGUGAGGGUGAAGGAGCUCUGUGAACUGCUCAGCUACUGGAAUGGAGCCAGCUUCAUCUGCAAGAGUCAGAUUGAACGCUUUAUCCGGAUGGGCAUUCCUCCAAGUUUGCGAGGGAGAAUGUGGAAGUGCCUUCUGAACGUUGACGGUGUGAGAGAAUGUAGUGACUUCAACUACCAGACACGUUUGUCGGAAGUUCGAGGGCCCCUUGUGGAUUUGGGCGUCAGUGAAUAUGGCAUUUUGUCUGCGAUCGCCACACUGAGUGACACUCAGAAUGAUCUGCGUUUGAACCAGCGACAGCUCUCAGGCUCAAAUUGCUACUCUAUCGAUGACAUAAAUCUGUUCAGACAGAUCGCCCUUGACCUACAGCGAUCCUUUCCAACCCACCGGUCCCUGAUGGGACAGAGCUCAGAGGCCAUCGAGGGUCAGGCUAAACUCUUCAGGGUCCUCGUUGCUUAUGCAAAAUACAAUCCACAAGCUGGUUACAGCCAAGGGAUGUCCUACAUAGCUGCUGUGCUGCUGAUGCAGCUGGGAGAGGAGGAGGCUUUCUGGGCUCUGACAGCCUUGUUGGAUAAAUCCAAAUAUCUGGCUGAGCUGUUUGACCUCAGUCUCACAAAAGUCCAACAUCAGGUGAAGGUCUUUGAUCAGUUCCUCAAACACCGGAAGGCUCGGCUCUCCAAGCACUUGGACUCGGCUGGAGUCUUAUUAGUCCAUUUUGUGAUGCCAUGGUUUCUCACCCUCUUCACUUCCCUGCCCUGCUGGGAUUCUGUUCUUGCUGUCUGGGACCUCAUCAUUUUACAAGGCCUGCAAGCUGUGUUCCGAACUGCUCUGACCAUCAUCGAACUUCUGGAGCCUCGACUGAUGGAGCUGAAUGAUGAAGAAACAAUGUUACCCCUGUUAUUAAGAGUACCAGUGGAGAUGGCCCGGUAUACUGUACUGGUUUCUGCACUGUGGAAAACUGAGGUCCAGGACUGGGAGCUUAAAUGCAUGAAUAGCUUGGUGCUGGAUGAGAGCCACCAUGAACCCGAAACAGAAAAGUUGGAAAACCCCCAGGAUGCAUCCAACCAAGUCGGAACAGGAAACGAGACACGACAUAUUUCAAAAUCUGGAGCCAAGAAAACUUCUGAAAAAGACACAGUUCCAGGGGGUGUGAGUUUGCUGACCCGUGUGCUGCGCAUGGCGCACCGGUACCUUCUCAGCCCUUUGGGUCGGGAGGGAGUUGAGGAGAAGUGUUCACAAACACUGGCUGUGCCGAGACGCCGGAGUCCUGGCCGCGUGUUCCGGAGACGAGCCUCGGCUUCAUUUACACUAGCUCAGGUGAGAUUGAAAAAGCAGAGCAAGCAGAAAAGUAGCAUCCACCAGCCUGAAGGACAAGGGGGCGGUGGAGAGGUGGCUGUAGCCCCUGUUACUGGGAAAAAACCUGCUGGCUGUGGGAAAAGUGAAAGAUAUCAGCAAACCUUUGAGAGAUCUGGUGCAGGGUCUGUUGGCAAAGCGGCUCAUCGUCGUAGCAACCGCAUCCGUAAUCAUGCCAGAGCGAAAUCUCAUCGUCUUCCUCGAAAUGAGAGGAGCUCAGUGGACCAGAAUCCUAACUCCAGUGCGAUUCUCUCCUCCACCACUCCCACGAGUCCUCAACCCACCAGUGCUUCUCAAAGUGGAGAACCCCAUGAAACAUUCAACGCAGCUCUCAUCAGAAAGAUAGAGCCUGUCACCAAGUUGUCAAAAAGACAUUUGUUGGUAAAAAAUAAUCAGCCAUUCAAAGAAAGGAAGCACUGACCAGACAUCAAAAGACACAACAAGAAUUAUCAUCCAGACAUCAGACCGGUUUGCCCUUCACGAAUGCCAGAGAAUCAAAGCUGAUUUAAAAGCUAAGAACAGCAGAACAUGAAAGUACCAACCAGGAUUUAUCAAACUGUUGAGCUGCAAAUCUGCUGGUUGUUUAAAACUGUCUUCUCCAGGAAUUUGUCGCUUUCAUAACAAUUUAUUGUUUCAUGUUUGUCUUUUCCAAUACUUCACACACUUUCUUUUUAAUUGCCUCAAAAAGGUUUAAU